UUUCCCAGGGUUUCGCAUCAUGGGCUGCCGGCUCGCCAUGGUAACCAUGGCAGUCCUGGUCGUCAUGCUGCAACUGCAGCCCUCACAGUCGAUGGACGUGCAGUGGAUACCUGCGGACGCUGACGGGCCUCUUCCUAUGUCCUCCGACUAUCGUCAGAAACUAGCUGAGCUAUGCAAGCACAUCAUGCCAAAGGGGGGUGUAGGCGAAGCUGAAUUCUCUCCUGACGUCCCCAAGGAAAAGCAGAAGGUGAUUCUCAAACUCUGCAAGAAGCUCAGGACCAGCCAACGGGCUUCGGAUCGAACACACGACGAGCCUGCUUCUAUCUUCUGGCUCCUCCUCCUCGUGGCCGGCAUCGGCUUCUUGGGCUACCAGAGGGCAGCGCCUGGCUCGCCGCUGCAGUCAUAUCGGUCGAAGAAGUUGUUGGGCAAGGGGAAGAAGUUGGAUCAGGGGAGUAUGAGCAGCGAGGAGGCACAGAAGGCAAGAGAGGCAAGGUUGCAAAGGUUCGAGAAGAAAGAUAACAACACACCGAUCGUAGAUUGACAAUGAUGAGGAUGACGACGACGACGACGACGACGACGACGACGACGACAACUAAGAUGAGAUGAAGAUGGCGAGAAAGAUGAUGAUGAUGAUGAUGAUGAUGAUGAUGAUGAUAAGUUCAGUUAAGAAGUGUUGUCCGGUGGCAGCAGACAGGUGCAUCGACCAUGGUCAGUGAAAUAGUUUCGAUUCAUUGAAACAGUUUGCAUGUA
Molecule: messenger RNA, 750 nt
Organism: Guillardia theta CCMP2712
Lineage: Eukaryota; Cryptophyceae; Pyrenomonadales; Geminigeraceae
Exons: 5
Coding region: 20-541 (173 amino acids)
Source: RefSeq, a predicted model, not a curated record